Scatophagus argus is the source of this 4758-nucleotide messenger RNA. Its product is annotated as solute carrier organic anion transporter family member 1C1-like. The coding region runs from base 677 to 2779 and encodes 700 amino acids. Lineage: Eukaryota; Metazoa; Chordata; Actinopteri; Scatophagidae. Gene Ontology annotation, biological process: transmembrane transport; sodium-independent organic anion transport. Gene Ontology annotation, cellular component: membrane. Gene Ontology annotation, molecular function: protein binding. The record is from RefSeq and is a predicted model, not a curated record. The transcript is spliced from 15 exons.
CAGACAAAUAAUUAUUUACAACUUUGAAUUAAAAAAGCUUACAACAGCCUAUUGACAAAAUGCACGACACGGAAAAUGCAACAUGAUUCCAAUAAAGCACAGCUGAACAUAAAUUAGAGAGCCAGAGAGGGGUGGGUGGGGGACGGGGAAACAGAGUGGGGGGAGGCAGAGACAAGUAGAGCAGAAAGCGACACAGAGAGAGAGAGACAGAGGGGGGAGAGCUGCCGAUAAAGACAAGCUUGGUCUCUCUAUCUUCAGAGCUUCAGAGUCAGUCCGAGGAAAGGACGCAGCGGCGUCACUUCUCCAGCGCAUCCAGCGCGCAGUCAUCUCCAGGCAGCGGGGUCGCGAAUGCAUUCCGACUGGUGAAGACAUGUUCGAGGAGGUCAAAAUUCCUACCUGAUUCGGAUUGGUCUGCCUGAGACUUAUCGUUAAGUCGACUGGAAAUGAACUCUGAAGGUACAUGUCGGCGCUUCUCCUCCUUUCCUAUCCACGUGAGAAGUUUGACCGGAGCUGGCUGAAGCGAGGCUACCUGUGUUUCCCAUUGGCUAUUAAAUCUGUGUAGCUCCAGCGACUGGACGUCCGUUUCACAAGACGCUGAGGGUUGCAUGCAUCAGUGCCAAGAAAUUGCAUUACGUGGGAGACUUCUGCUUAGGAGACACAGGGACGAUUCUGGAGGAUGGCUGCGGAGCAAGGACGCACACAGCGGGAUGAACGCAGUGACACUGCAGUCAGAGAACCGCGCUCCUCUCCCUGCACCACCCUGAAGAUGUUUCUGGUGGCUUUGUCCUUUGCCUAUUUUGCAAAGGCUCUGUCGGGGAGCUACAUGAAGAGCACAAUAACUCAGUUGGAGCGGCGCUUUGACAUACCCAGUUACCUAAUAGGUGUCAUUGAUGGGAGCUUCGAGAUAGGUAACCUGCUGGUGAUAGCUUUUGUCAGUUACUUUGGAGCCAAGCUCCAUCGGCCGAAGAUCAUUGCAGUGGGUUGUGUUCUGAUGUCCAUUGGCACCUUCAUUAUCGCUCUGCCUCACUUCAUCAUUGGACGCUAUAAAUUUGAAACGUCUGUGCGGUGGCUUGUGAACUCAACGCUGAACCCCUCUCCUUGUCCGGUGGGCUCACCAGCAGACCUGAGCCCAGGUGGUAAGCUUUCUGAAGUGCCAGCCAGAGAUUGUGAAGGUGAGUCCAACCUGUCGAUGUGGAUCUACGUGCUCCUGGGAAAUGUCCUGCGGGGGAUUGGAGAGACACCUGUUCAGCCACUUGGGAUCUCUUAUAUAGAUGAUUUUGCUACUGAGGAGAAUGCUGCGUUAUAUGUUGGCUGUGUGCAGACCAUUUCAGUGGUUGGUCCUGUGUUUGGCUACUUACUGGGCUCUCUUUGUGCCAAAAUCUAUGUGGACAUUGGAUUUGUAAAAAUGGAAACUAUCACCAUCACCCCAGCGGAUGCUCGCUGGGUGGGGGCCUGGUGGCUCGGCUACCUCAUUGCUGGGGUCAUAACCCUGCUGUCUGCCAUCCCAUUCUGGUUUCUGCCCCGCUCCGUCCCCAUGUCUGGGCACCGCAGCCCAGAAAAGUGCACACCAGAGCAGACAAGUUUCAUUAAAAACUCUCCUCUCCUGAAGCACAAGUAUUCUGCAGACGACAAUAGUAGUUUCAUAGAGAUGGCCAAAGACUUUAUCCCAACCCUACGAACUCUGCUGGGACACCCUUUGUAUUUGAUCUACCUGUGUGUGACAAUCAUCCAGCUGAACUCCCUCAUUGGCAUGGUCACCUACAAGCCCAAGUACAUCGAACAGCACUUCAGGCAGUCUGCCUCAAAGGCCAACUUUCUGAUGGGCGUGAUCAAUAUCCCUGCCGUUGCGCUGGGGAUGUUUUCUGGAGGUCUACUGAUGAAGAGGCUGAAGCUGAACAUCAUGGGAGCAGCAAAGUUUGCCUUUGGCACAUCUCUGAUCGGUUACAUCCUGUCACUGUUCUUCUUUGCAAUGAGCUGCGAGAAUGCCAAGGUAGCUGGAGUGACACUUUCAUACAACAGCAAAGAUACGAUAUCUUACGAUAAACACUCAGUGUUCACAGCCUGCAACUCCGACUGUUUUUGUUCGGCGAGUGACUGGGACCCAGUCUGUGGAGAGAACGGCAUCACGUAUGUUUCUCCUUGUCUUGCUGGCUGCACCAGUUCUGCUGGCUCAGGAAAAGACACAGUCUUCUCUAACUGUAGCUGUGUCGGUGUGCCUGGUAACUUUACGGCCAGUACAGGUCAGUGUCCUCACACGGACGACUGUGAUAGGAUGUUCCCGUACUUCCUGGCUCUGUCUGUCAUCACUUCCUUCAUCAUCUCCCUUGGAGGGACACCGGGAUACAUGAUUCUUAUCAGGUGCAUUAAACCACAGCUAAAAUCUUUGGCGUUGGGUUUCCAUGCUCUGGCAACACGUACUCUUGCAGGGAUCCCAGCACCCAUCUACUUUGGAGCAAUCAUUGACACCACAUGUCUAAAAUGGGGUCAGAAGAGGUGCGGAGGCAUAGGAGCCUGUAGAAUCUACAACACCACUGCAUACAGGAUAGCAUACCUGGGUCUGACUCUCAGCCUGCGGACUAUCUCGUUCAUUAUUUGCAUCCCGGGCUUCAUUCUGCUCAGUCGACAGCUGAAGAAGGAGGAGAGGAAUGGCAUCCAUGGAGUUCUGGCCAAUGGCGGGACAGAGCUGGAGGCACUUAGGAAGGAAGAGUUUGUGAUCUCUAAUUCUGACCAAUCACAGCAAACCUCAGACAACAGCACAGACAGGGAGACACGACUGUGACAGAACCAGCAGAACUGACCUCACACACACACACACACACACACACAGAGAGAGAGAGAGAGAGCAAAGAUGAAUAAAUACAACCAAACACAUACAUAUGUACAGAGUGAUACUGUACACAUGCACACAUUAAUAAGAUUUGCAGGGAAUCACGUCUCAUAUAAAGCAUAAAUUCUAUAUUUGUACUACUGGACCUGUGAGGGCUUUGUAAAUUUGACAGAAAUUUGAUACAACUAAAAUAUUUCUUGAAUGUACAUCCCCUCUUUCUUUCCUCCUGAUGAACAAAGGUAUAACAAUAUUUUUUUCUGUUUUGAUGGUGGCACAAGAGAUAAGAUGGGAAAUGUACUUGUAUACACUACAGCAGAAGCAGUAAAACUCUGAAAAAACAGCAUUUAUGAUGCUGGUUCUUUGGAUUUUUUUGUUUCUAAUUAAGUUUUUCUUCCUGACAUCACUGUUCAUGAACAGAAAAGGAGAAGUGGCCUUACAAACCAGAGGCACUAAAUUUAAACAAAAAUAUAUUAUAAAUGUGAGGAAAAUUAGGCCUUUAAAAAGACAGGAAGUGAGGAGAACCUUUCAGGGCCUUGGCAGUUAUUGAUUUGACACGUGCCUCAUUCACUCAACAUUUACCUCUAAAUCACAGUGUGUGUGUGUGUGUCAUCUGUCUUGUCGAAAGUAGAGGACUUUUGUAAUAUUUUGAACAGAUAUCUGAAUACAAUUUGAUUUUAUUUUUACAUUUCAGACUGAAUGUAAUUCUUGAUACUCAUUUAGAGAAAAUGUUUCAUUUCUGACUGAGUCUUUAAAACAUUUGGCUUUUACUUUCAGCUCGAAGUCAGGUCUGAUUGUAUUGCAGUUUGUGUCGUGUGCUUUCUGGAUGUGAACUUGUUCUUUUGGUAUUCAUGCUCACUAAGAAUGGAAAUUGUAUUUUAGUGACAUUUGCUUACCUGUUUGUCUCGUGGAGGCUGCUUUGAUUUCAUUAUGGACAUCCAGACAGAGGGAAAAAAAAAAAGUUUUGUCAAGAACGCACAGCACACUUAAGUGUUAGCAAAGUUAAGUGUUCCUAAGUGAUCCUGACAGCGAUAAUUAGAAUAAGACUGAAUUUGCUCAGAAUAUCUCAGUGCACCUCAGCAGGCUCUGGUAUUGAACAGCCAUUUUUGUCUGAAACAGAAGGCUGAGAUGAAUGCUUGCUCUUGUGGUUGCCAUGUGUCGUACCUUGGAAGGGGCAGAAUUUGUACUGCUGCGGGAUUACUGUAUGUUGUUCUGGUGUUUGGGCAAAUGAUCCCAAGUAUCGCCACAGGAAAUGUGUAUUUGUGUUACUGAUGUGUAUAAGCUCUGCUUCCAUGUUUCCAGCCAUUGCUAUAUGUUAUGAGUCAUUGGUCAAUCUGUUUUUGUAGGUUUAUUUUUUGUGUGUUUAUUCUUGCACGUGCAUUCACUCCUGUGCCAAAACCUACAAACAGGAACAUCAUGAUCUAUUCUCAGGUUUUAUAAAUUUGAUCGAUGUUAUUCUCAUAAACAGCUUUAUCCCAAAAUCAGAACAUAUUUGUUUGAAAUCUAUCAAAAAUAAUGCCUGAAAGUAAAAUAAAUCAACUAGCUACAGUAUCGCAAGACAUUUUUUUUUAAAAUAACACUUGUGUCUUUUUAAUGUAUAGCUAUUUUUAAGAUGUAGUUGCUCAAUGGAUAUGUUGGCAUCUUACAAUAUGUGGUGACUGUAUUGUCUAUCCAAUUCAGGUUCAGUUCCAGGCACAGGUGGACACAAGUAUAGAGAGGAGCAGUGAGUGAUAUUAAGGAAGGAAGUCAUUAUCUCAACUAAUGUAGGGCUUUUGCCUUACGUUGGAGAAAUCAGAAUGUAAAUAAUUUUCUUGGAUUAUUUUUGUAAAAUUUAAAAGGAUAUCUUAAAUGUAAUACUAAAAUAAAACUUUUAAUAUCCAAUCAAAUGAUGUGUUGGUGGUAUUCAUUUAAGGUGGCAAUUACUCAAAACAAGG